This is a messenger RNA of Parastagonospora nodorum SN15, 521 nucleotides long. RefSeq lists its product as hypothetical. The transcript has 4 exons. Gene Ontology annotation, molecular function: transmembrane protein transporter activity. The record is from RefSeq and is a predicted model, not a curated record. NCBI's taxonomy places the organism in Eukaryota, Fungi, Ascomycota, Dothideomycetes, Pleosporales, Phaeosphaeriaceae. Gene Ontology annotation, biological process: protein targeting; post-translational protein targeting to membrane, translocation. The coding region runs from base 100 to 309 and encodes 69 amino acids. Gene Ontology annotation, cellular component: Ssh1 translocon complex; membrane.
GCGACCUCCUUCACUGCCACAACGACUGCCAAUUGAUACACGUAUCAUACGAGACUACCACACAACACCACCCUUCACACUUAUAACCCCACAUCAGUCAUGGAGAACGUCAAGGAGUUUGCCGAUAUGCCCGCUGAGUUCCUCAAGGAGGGUACUUUGUUCAUGAACCGCUGCACCAAGCCCGACAAGAAGGAGUUCAUCAGGAUCUCGCAAGCAGUCGGAAUUGGUUUUCUGAUCAUGGGCGUCAUCGGCUACAUCGUCAAGCUGGUGCACAUCCCCGUAAACAACAUCCUCGUCGGUGGCUCAUAGUUUCUUCGUCAACACCAAUACCACUUUCGUCCGCUUUCGCAUCUUCGAGACGGGACAUCAUUCAUCAUACCAUUUGUAUUGCAUUUAGAGAGGAUCCGGAUGGGUUGGCUCGAAUUACUAGGCAUGGAGCAAUGUCCAAAAAUGCUGUACAAUAUGGGCAUAGGGUCAGCGGGAGUUUGAACAAAUCUAAUUGGAUUAAUCCUGCCAAAGAA